This is a messenger RNA of Scophthalmus maximus (turbot), 7986 nucleotides long. Its product is annotated as proline-rich protein 33-like. The transcript is spliced from 3 exons. The record is from RefSeq and is a predicted model, not a curated record. The coding region runs from base 188 to 6238 and encodes 2016 amino acids. Lineage: Eukaryota; Metazoa; Chordata; Actinopteri; Pleuronectiformes; Scophthalmidae.
UGGAGCGGCCACAGGCGCUGCGGCUCGCUCCCUGAGGCUCUGGUUCACUUCAGGAUGAGACGGCCCUGUGGCACUCUGAGCCGGGAUUAACAAGCAGGGAGCAGUUUGUCCCGACAGCCGCUCGCCUGAAGUUGCAGCCUGAGCAGCAAAACACAAGCAACACAGACUUCCUCUUCAGGAGUCUGAAAUGCUGAUGGAAGUCGGCUACAGUAACGGGCUGGAGCCUGACCUUUCCCAGCAAUAUCCUCCGCCCUUGCUGCCAAAACCAGGCAAAGACAACGCAAAGCUCCAGAAACUCAAGAAGAAGAGAGCCAAGAAAAAAGGCAGCCUCUCUCAGACGCCCGUCCCCUUUCGCUCCUGUCUGUCGCCGGUCAACGAAGCGAGCACAGACCUCGAGCACAGUGACCAGUCCAGUCCACCUAGGUCACCAGAUUCAGUCUUAAUUGGAGACUCCUCGCUGUCCAGUUUCCCCUUUGACUCCCUUUAUGAUCACUCCUCAUCUACAUAUCCUCAUGCUCAGAGCAGCCCCUAUGGCCAAACCGGCAGCUUCUCCCCUAAGUCCUACACAGCUCAGACCAGGGCUUCUGAAGAGCAGGUGGCUCCACUGUACGAGUGCUCCUCUUUUUUAUUCGAUGACGCCACUCCUUUAAUGAUGCCACCUUCGGCUUCACCACCCACAUCACCACCUGAGCAGGUCCCGGUGCCACCUUCUGCUUUCAAUUUAAACAUGACACCAAGUUCCCAUGGGUCAGUCACAACAGUCCCUGCUGUCACUGCGCUGCAGUCCAGCCCCAAAAUAUCAACUCACAGCCUGACCCUGUCCCCAGCCGCCCCCAACUGUGGCCAAGGCCCGGCACCUUCUCGAGUUGCAGACCUACCUCCUGUUCCGGUGUUGCUAUCACUUUCAAACACCCAGACGCAACCUGUUGUUCCCAGCCAGAGGGAGACAAACGCCAAUUUAAAGGACAGCCCUCAGAGCCAGAUGUCGUCUCGGAUCACCAGAUCUACCAGUAAUGGCCACUUUGCUGCAAGCCAGAUGCCCGCUGAGAUAACUGCCUCAAAGAUAUCACUUGUUGAAGCAGCGAAAGAGUCGAGAUCUGACGCCCAACAAACCAGGAUUUAUACAUCAAAGGCAACAUUUUAUGAGAUCUCAAAACCUCCCUCCAUCCAGGACCUCACAGUAAUAAACCCAACCUACCAUGGAUCAGCAUUAUCUGCCACAUACAGGGACAAAACAGCUGUUUCAGUGAUGAAAAGUGAUCAGAAACUGUCUGUAUCCAGGACCCUAAGUGGAAGACCUAGGACCCCCUCUUGCAGACCAUCUCAAGUAUCCACACCCACUUUUGAAAUAUCCAAACCUAACCCACUUCUAUUUGCCACAAGUCCUGCUUUCAACUGCUCCCAGGAUUUACAAGCUCCUGCUAUUCCUAACGAGAUGCCACAACACAAAUUAGCAAUUCAAACUAGCGGUAUAAGUAAACCUCCUGCUGCCACAGAAGAACUGAAGCGAACUGAUAUUAAUCAAACAACUUCCAUCAAACAAACCAGCAAUUACAAAGAGAGAGAGAUUCAACAUACUCAAAAGAGUUCAAUAAAUUUAAGUGUUGCCAAUACGGAACUUUACCCCAGAGAGAAUAUAGCGUCAAGUAUCACCGCACCUGAAUCUGCUGGGGUCAAACCAACACUGAUGGAACCUGUCACCCAAAUGCUAAAAACAGACCAAGCUGCAGGAAGUGAAGCUUCAUCUUUGCCAAACGUUCCAUCAUUUCUGUCUGUACAAAACAGUUUCAAACCUACACCAGUGAUUUCAUUGCAGGCACCAACAAGUCCAAGCCUCCUUUCGUCUGCUAAUCGUCCUCCUGUGUUCGAGGCACGCAUGUCCUUGACAUCACUAUUGGAGAAUCAAAUGACGUUAGCAUCCUCAAAGCCCAAAUCUCGUUCAACAUAUUAUGGGCUUACUCCAUCCGAGUAUGCUGCUUAUGGUGGGAUUAGGACGUUGGCAUCACAUCACAGCCCUGUACCCAGCAGAGUAAAUGAAACCUCUUCAAACAAAGCACAGUCGGAAGCAACUGUAGAUGGAUCACACAUCUCUAAGCCUGAGGCAACCAAACAACUCAAUGGACAUCAAGAUCUUCUCUUUUCAGUGGAGGUUUCUGCUGCUCACAGUUUGAAACCUAUGUCGUCUCAAAAGGAUUCACAGUGUCCAGCUUCACUGAUGGCCACAUGUAGCAAAGAUCUGUUUGAGGAAAGUCACUCUGAAGCUCAUAGUAUUGGAAUACAAUCACUUAAAACGCCCAGUGUGGACACGAUAAAACCUGAAAUUCCUCUUGGCUUGGCACAGAUAACAAUGCAACAAUCCACAAGUGAUGUAUCAACACCAAAAGCCUCACACUCUGAGGCUGCAAUACCUAAAGCAGGUGAGGUACACGCACAAAGUGCAGCACUAUAUUCUAUAGAGAAAACACUAUGUACAACUCCAUGCCUAACUGAUAGCAGUAGUCUGUUUAGUUCUUCCUCACACAUAAGGAAAGUAGAUUUAAGUGUAAAAACACAACAUAGUGGAAAGGGGAAAGAUGCCAUAGAGAAUCUUGAGAAAAUAGCUACAAUAAGUAAAUACAAGAUCACAAAUGCAAAACAACAGUCAGGAAAUAUAGAGAAUGUAGUAGUUCAAUCUUACCCAACUGCUGAUAGAGUCAGUCCGUCAACAGCCAGCAGAUUCAAUGUUCAACUCACUGCCAAGCCUGACCAUAAAAACAAUAUUGUUCAAUCUCUUGCCACAGAGAAAAAGCCCCAAUUCUCUGGGAGUGCCACCAUAAAUGGUGCCAUCUUAGGGUUAACACAAGCCACCAAACUGGUUUCAGAAACACCACUGCCCAGUAAUGUGGCUACUGAAAACGUCUCACCCAAAAAAAGGGAAGAAGUUAACCAGCAAAUCAAGGCAAACAGUGAGGAUAUUGUACCCAAGACGACAAACAUAGGGAACAUUUUGCCUUCUGUGGCUGCUAAUACAGAGUGUAACGAAACAAGCACCUCGCCCCAGUUCUCAAAAAUAGUCUCUAAAGAGCCAUUUGCUGCUACCACAGGAUCCAUGCUGCCACAUGAGCCUGUUACGGCUUCUGUAUGUUCUUCACAGUCCAACAACUGCACAGUAUCUGCAGCUGAGCAAAGCACCAAAUUUAUACAGCAACUCAGUGCGAAAACUCAAACUCUCAGUUAUAGUCAAACGUUAGAAAACAAGAUUCAUUUUCACAAAGCAGGUCUCUCUUUGAAAUCGUCUCAAGCACCAACUAUACUAAACCCAUCUCCCGUAGAUAAUACAUUUUUGGGUAAACCUACCACAGAAACUAAACUCCCAGGCCUAUCCAUCAUUGCAGCCAAAUUGCCCAAUAUUUCAGACAUUAAAUCCCCUUUAGAGACAGACUUGACAAAAGAUCCCCAAAAGCCAAUCAAAAUUGGUGAAGAUGUCCUAGUUAACACAUCGAGUAUCGUGGGAUCCAGUAGCCAAGUUAAAGUUGGUCAAGGAGCGAAUUUCUGCGCAAACUCAAGCAAAACUACAGUAGAGAUUAUACAAGCCAAUGAAACCACUCUUCAAACUCCUGCUAAAAAUGCAAAACUCUCUAGCCCAGCAAAUAUAAAAGACAAACCUUCAACUUAUAUUAAAAGUAAAAGAGCCAGCAGCUCAUCACUAGACACAGAACAGUAUAGACAACUCAUCGAUGAAAAAGAAGGUUUACUUACAGGGAAAAUACAAGCGCAACAUCUUCCCACUAAACAUAUUAGAGCCGGAAACAUUAAAUCAAAACCUCAUCCUAAUCUUUCAAAGGGAAAUGUAACACAGACCAAACCAAGCAUUGAAACCAAACUGUCCAACAAUCAAGGAUUACCAACAGACAUCAAGUUUUCCACAGAUGUGGUCUCACCUGGACAACCAGGAAUUGUAGAAGCUGUCCAUCACAAACGAUCUGCUGCUGAAACUGUAAAUUCAAACAAAUCCAGUUUGGAAAGCAAUUCUCUCAGUAUUCCUGGUACUGAAACCAAAAUAACCUCAAAACCUCACACAGAAACUAUUCUACCAAUCGUAACAGAUCCAGCAGUCAGCAGUAAACCAACAUUUAAUACUGGGCAGGUCAGGUGCAUCCCACCAAAAAGCCCUCAGCUUAGAUCAGAGAGACCUGAUAGUCAAUCCACAACAGAAAUACCCAUUGAUGCAAAAUCUCCCUCUGAUUCUAUUGCCCAAACAAGAGUUUACCCAAACUCAGAAGCAGAUAAACAGAUUACCAACCUUCUUGCUGAGCAAGAACUAUCUGCACUAUCUGCACCUCAAUUUGCCUCUAAAGCUGUUGUAAUAGAACAAUCCCCUUCCCCUCAGCCAAUCAUUGACCAUAAAUAUUUAGCAAGUCUCACUACAAAAUCUAAACACUCUGUAACAUCCAGAACAGAAGCAACAACUUCCAUUUCCCAUGGUAAUAUAACAGCUAACAUAUCAAAUGUCAUUUUUGAACAGCAAACCAUUAGAAGGCCAGGACAUAUCAUGCUAUCUGGUGGUAAUGUUCAAACCAAAAAUGUAGUGAGCUCUCAGACUGGAGUGAAACAGUUUAGGCAAUCUGUCACUGAAACAAAUAAAUCUUACACUCACACUGUAAAUACUCAACCCAUCAUACAGCCUGCUUUAAGUCAUUUCGGUGCCACAAAUAUUCGGCCCCUUAGUGAAGUCAAAAGGGAUUUCAAAGCCCCACUUAGCCCCCCUACAGUAAAUAGACCUUGGAUUGAAACAAGAGCUUCCCCUCUACCUGAGCCAAGAGCGUGUCGUACACCUAUACGUACAUAUACUCCAACCUUACUCCCAUGCCCUCAAUCUCCUGUCUCUUUAAACAACACUACAGAAACGAGACCCUCAUCAGUUCUUAUGAAAGAGCAGAAAACCCCUCCAAUUAUACCUCUUCAAAAUAAUACACCUACAAGCACUGUUCAGUCUUCUGCUAAGUCAUUUGCAGACAAUUUGUCAAAACCAGAAAUAAAACCACCCAAGGACACUUCAGUACCUGAGGUCAAAGUAAAUCCCAAAACACAACAGGCAAAAUCAGACAUAGCAUCAAAUUUGAGUAAGGAUGGAGAAUUCUCACAGAAAAUUGAAACUAGUGCUCCCAUCCAUUCUACAGAUCCGGGUUUAACCAGUAAACCUACUCUAAAAUCAAAACUUCCCACUAAGCAGGUAGAGUCAAGACCUUCAUCUGCCACUGUAGAAACAAAACCCUCAGUUCAAAAAACAGACUCUUCAAAGUCUCCUCCUGAUCUGGCCCAGAUUAACUCGCACAGCAGUAAUGUUCUGUCUUCGACAGAGCAACCGGUGCACAACUUUUCCCCUGCAAAGCCAGCAACAGAUACUGUGAUGAAACCACCCAUAGUUAAAGCUGCUGUGAUUGACUCUGCCACUCCUGCCUCUCUGCCUCAGGCCUCAGUCUCAGUCAAAGCUCCAUCCCCAAACAGAGGAACGUCACCGUCAUCUCAGCAAAAAGCUGGACUCAAAGACAAGGGCGUUCUGAAGACCAAAACUACACCUGCACCGACGAAACCCCCGGCAGCCGAACCCUCCACGAAGUCAACGACAUCAACUGCAUCUUCAACUUCUGACAAGAAGGUAGCAGCAGAGACAUCCCCCUCAUCUGACGAGCCAAAGGCAGCCCAGAAGCCAAAAGGCCUUAAGGGGAAGCUCAGCGGAUGGACACGUCUCAAGAAACACAUGGUUGUUGAGCCAGAUGAACCCACGUUUCCUGAGCCUGAGGCCAAAUCUCAGGUCGAUGACUGUGGCAGCAACGAGAAAACAGAUCACGGUGGUAGUGAUAUGUCUUCGGCAGACCAAUGUGCCAAUCAGGAUGUGGUUAAGAACACAGACGCUCCCAGGGCGUUGAAAAUGUGGGACGCCCUCCUCUUUCAGAUGUUCUCCACAAAAGAGCGAAUAAUGGAACAGGUCAAAACCACCAAGAAUGAUUCGGAAAAGAAAAAGGCCCCUAAAGACAAUCAGGCAGAAGCUCCCUCCUUUGUCAGUCGCCUGCCGAUUUUACUCUACAGCCCCCGAUUUGAUGCCAGGAAGCUGAAAGAGGCGGCGGAGAAGCCGCUCACGAAAAUAGCAGCUGUGUUUGAGAAGGGGCUGAUAAAACGCAAAUCUCAGGAGGACGAACAAAAGGACUUCAACAGAACAGCCAGAGGAUUCGGUUCAAGGAAAACUAAAAAAAUAUAACAGGAACUGAUCUACAAGUACACUUGGAAGUGAUAAAUAAUAACUUCCUUGGGCAAUUUGUCAAAAGAUUGAAAUAUGCAAUGAUAGUGAGAGCUUCAUUAAAAAAUAAUCAUAUUUAGAGAAUUGGGGGGGGUUGAUAAAAAAACAAACAUUGAAAAUCGGAGUUUUACCAAUUAAGGCUGCAGUGACAAGGUAGAUUAUUAGUGGGAAAAAUAAAUCAAAUGUGUUUUUGAUAAAUGGUUAAUCAACAAAGCAAGGAAAAAUUUCACUAAACCAAAAAUCCUCCCUACGUAAAAUCAUACAGUAUAUUUUGUGAUAUUCUCAUCAGUUGAAAACUUUAAGACGUAAAAAUAUUACAACAGCUGUAAUACAGGGGUGGCGUCUUUGCACUUGAAUGUAAUAAGAAAAGACAACGAGAGCAAAGAACUCCAUUUGGUUGGAUUUUUGGAUGUCGGUUGGAUGUCGUGUUGAAUGCAUGAAUUGUAGAUACGUUGAUAGUUGCAAAGACGGUUUCAUUUGCUGUACCUUUUUCUAUUUUUUCUAAACAAAGUGGGGCUUCUUUUAGUGUUACACCGCUGGUAGGCAGUCUUUAAUCUCUGUAAUAAAUAGGGCUUUUACAUUCCUGGAAUAACAGGGCAGAUGGGUUUUGAAAGAAGGAAAACAGAUGGGUGAAGGAUUAACGUCUAGUCAGAACAGAUUUGGGUUUGUGUAAGUGAGGUAUGGAUAGAAGAGAAUCCGGUGGGACCUGUCCGAGCCGUCGAUCAGGGAAGGAAACUACAACAACAGAGGCUGGUUAGUGUGGUACCUAAAGCAUCUUCUGGUGUCAAUACAUGUGAUUGUACAGUCCUUUGUUUUUUCUUCUUCUAGUUCCUCUAGGGUUUGCUCAUUUGUUCUUCAGCCACUUACGUCUUUGGGUGAAACAAAACGGACACUUCCGAUAGCGCCUGAAUACCAGAUAAAGUCUGUACAAGACUUGUUCUAAAGAUUUUGUUGAUCUCCUGACUUUCUAGCAUCUGGCUGUGGGACUGUACAAAAAAAAAAUUCAAACACAUCAUAACAUUGUAAACUGCCCUAAUACAUCUCAGAAUCAAAUCGUUUGUCGUCACAUGACGGGUGAAAACUCGCUAAAGAAAGUAUCUUGAGAUUAAAGGGCAUUUUUAGGCUUUACUGGAAUAUGUCUUCAAAAAGUCAUGGGUAUGUAAGUGUAAGGCUGUUUUCCUUCGUUUCCAGACAAGUAGAAAUGAAUUGUUUCCAUCCAACAAUAUGACCACACAGUGACCAGCAUUGUUGUAGUUUCCUGCUUAGGGAUGGCUCGGACAGGCCGUGAACAAUGUCGAGUAAGCAUUGUUAUUGAGAAGUGAAUACCAAUGGAUCAUGAUGGAUAUGGUGAAGUGGCCUCCUGUAGGACAGACUCAAGGAAAUGGAGUGACAGCUGGAGAAAGAGGGCAGAUAUUAUAAGUGGUAUGGGAUUUUUCAUGGCUUUGGAGGAUUUUGCUGCUGCCGUAGCAGGUAUUAGCAUGUUGCUAUAGAGGUUAUUUUGACCCUUAUUUUUGUCUCUGUAUUGGAUAUUUAAAAGAAUAAUGUGUUGUUUUUCAUAAGAUUACCACCAUGACGUGGAAUUUAUUUUAGGUAAGGGAGACUUUACCCCUAUAAGCUAACUAUGGCCCCAUUUAUUACAUUGAUGCUAAAACUAUGAGAUGUUUUUGUUUACUGUGUGACUUAAAAAAUGUAUAAAGCUGAAUGUGAAA